UUGUAUAUAAUCAGCCAUUUUAUUCAUGCUCCAUUGCGUUCAGUCAGGCGCCGAUCGCCAUUUCCGAGGCGUAAUUUGUUGUCUCCGUCUCCGUCAAGUCCCCGUCGAGUCCACGAACGUAUCACCUUGUCGAAGAUACUUAUUGAAGUGUCAAUAAUACACCAGUAUAGUCCGGAGGGAAUGGGCGGCGCUGAAGGCAGGUUGUAGAGAGGGUCAUGCAGACAAAUAAAGCUAAGGCCGAGGCGCUGGGGCGGAAAGCAAAGCUUGCCAAUUCUUAUCAGGAGUUACUCGACGAAUUCUCAAAUAAGGACUUAAAGCAUGUUGGAAAUUAUACCUUAGGAAGGUUAAUCGGGAAGGGUUCCUUUGGAAAAGUCUACCUUGCAAACCACAAGCUCACAAAUGGCUCCAAGGUCGUUCUCAAGUCCGCCAACAAAGAUGAUUCCAACCUCGCUCGAGAAAUCCAUCACCACCGGCAAUUUGUUCACCCUCAUAUCGCGCGCCUCUACGAAAUUAUAGUAACGGAGACUUUGGUGUGGCUUGUUUUGGAGUACUGUCCAGGUGAUGAGUUAUAUAAUUAUCUCCUCAACAAUGGCCCCCUCCCUGUUGAAAAGGUUCAGAAAAUAUUCACACAGCUUGUCGGUGCUGUCAGCUAUGUGCAUCAACAGUCCUGUGUCCAUCGUGACCUAAAGCUUGAAAAUAUCCUACUUGAUAAACACGAGAAUGUCAAAUUAGUCGACUUCGGAUUUACUCGGGAAUACGAGGGCAAGUCAAAUUACCUUCAGACAUUUUGCGGUACGAUAUGUUACUCAGCACCGGAAAUGUUGAAAGGAGAAAAAUAUGCCGGUGAGAAAAUAGACGUCUGGAGUUUAGGCGUAAUUCUUUAUGCGCUACUGUGUGGGGAGCUACCGUUUGAUGAUGAUGACGACAAUAUCACCAGGAACAAGAUCCUGACUGAGGAACCCAAGUAUCCAGCGCAUUUACCUCCCGAUGCUGUUUCGCUUAUCAAGAUCCUCCUCUCUAAACGGCCUCUACUAAGGCCUACUCUACCUGAGAUCCUUUCCCAUGCGUUUCUUGCGGAAUUCGCCCCCCAGCAACAGGCGAUUCUUAAGUUGCAUCAGCCUCCACCAUUUACUACGCAUUUAGAAAAGGACUGCCUCCAGCGAAUGCGGAGUGCUGGCGUGGAUAUUGAUGCCGUUAUCGAAAGUGUGCUAGCACAGAAAUGCGACGUGCUCGCUGGCUGGUGGACGCUCUUAUUAGAAAAGGAAGAAAGAAAGGCUCGUCGGCGUGAGAGGAAGAGGAAAGAAAGGGAAGCCGAAAAUCGAAAUUCGCGCCGAUUUUCAGCGGCAUCCAGCAAGCUCGAGCGCAUGGCGCCAAUUCUAGAUGAAGAUCCCAAUGGCUCCGGCAUAUUAGGUGAGCCACCUAUGCCUAGGAUGCGAGGUCGUCCAGAGAGGAGAAGUACUGCAUAUAGUGACUUCCAAGUCCCUGAAUUACCAAACUUGCCCGAGUCUCAUAUGAAGACUCAUUUGAGUACUGAUGGUACCACACCGCCGCCGCCAGUGGACAAGGAUUCUAUUCGGUCGGUUAGUUCCUCUCAACAACGGCGACCGAUACCACCACCGAAAGAAGGCAUUCUCCGAAGUGCGAGAUCUAGAGGUUCUACUCUUCACCUUGUAACCACAUCAGAUGCAUUGGGGGGACACGAAGAACAAGAACAAGAACUUCAUCCACCACAGAAAGUACGGAGGAAGCCAUCGCAAGCGAUUUUUGCUACAUGGAAGAACUGGACGCACUGGAUCGUAGCCAGUACGAGACGGCAUAGACCCAACAAGCGGGGGAGCAUGUCUACCCCUAACCUGGCUGCUAAAGACGGCCAGUCGGGCUCCAACAAGAAUCCCAAGGAUCCUAGCCCUCGACCUCACACUAGCAAGUAUCCCAACUCUCCACAGGGUGCCCCCGAUUUGAGCGGCGGGAAUUCCCCGAAUCUACCUAAUGGGAACUUCAAAAGCAUUGGACGGAGUGAUGGUAACCCGUCUAAGAAACCUAUGCCAGCUCCGCUUUCAACGUAUUCCCAACAAGCGCCGCCUCCUAUACCGUCAUCAUAUAAGCGCCAAUCGCUAUCACCGAGCCCCCUAACGCCGCGCUCAAAUGUUCGUCGCUCAUCCAUUGGUCUUCGCGGCCGAAAGUCAACCUCGUCUUCGCUUUCCUCCAUUCGAACUAUGCCUCAUCACCACCACUCGCACUCGAAGGCUAGUUCUACCAGUUCUACUGGGUCCGUGUCGACAACGAGAACCCCCGGGCGGUCGCCACACCAUUCUGUUAAAGUUCUCCCGGCUACGCCAACUAACACCUCAUUUCCCUCUAAUAUCCGUCUCGUCCGCGGGCCGGCGCUGGCGUUGGAUUUCAACGAGGGUAUGCCUUCAUCGAAACCGGCCCAGAACCCCCCCGGCUCUCCCAAUCCCUUUACGUCAAACAGUCCUUCCGUGCUAUUCGCGAAGCGCAAGCGCAAUAUAUUCAAAGGACCCAUGCUCUCCAUUGGCAACUCAUCCCGCGCGGGUCCCAGCUCCAGCGGUCAUAACCGCAGCGCGAGUACGAGCGGACUGGGGAGAAGAAGCGGUGAAAUCACUAUCCAGGAAGAGGAUGAGGAAGGCGAAGAAGCAAUAUGUGAUGCCGAGCCCGAGGAGGAAGUCGAGGAGGUAGACGAUUUCAGCCCUAUCAUGCAGGUGCCCGGAGAAAAGGUAGAAGAAAUAUAUGAAGGUGAGGCUGACUCGAAAGAUGAUGCUCUAGACCUUGGUUCCAGUGUUGGAACCUUGAAAGCUGGCGAGCGUGAUAGGGAUUGACGACUUGAUGAUACCCUGUGAUAGCAUGAACGCAUUGUAGCGGAGCGAGUUCUUGUUGUUAUUUUUUUGACGGAAUUCCCAGCCGUACUGUUAUAUACCUCCCAAAGACUUUUGCUUGUGUUUUUAAUUUUCUAGGCUGUCAGCUGAGCAGCAAACAGCACAUAUUUGCGGCUCAGGUCUGUACAGCCUUGUUGUAUUUUUG
Daldinia caldariorum is the source of this 3039-nucleotide messenger RNA. Its product is annotated as kinase-like protein. Gene Ontology annotation, biological process: intracellular signal transduction; protein phosphorylation. Gene Ontology annotation, molecular function: protein serine/threonine kinase activity; ATP binding. The record is from RefSeq and is a predicted model, not a curated record. Lineage: Eukaryota; Fungi; Ascomycota; Sordariomycetes; Xylariales; Hypoxylaceae. The transcript is spliced from 5 exons. The coding region runs from base 216 to 2837 and encodes 873 amino acids. Gene Ontology annotation, cellular component: cytoplasm.